Coregonus clupeaformis (lake whitefish) is the source of this 2728-nucleotide messenger RNA. RefSeq names its product E3 ubiquitin-protein ligase TRIM62-like. Gene Ontology annotation, molecular function: zinc ion binding; protein binding. The transcript has 6 exons. Lineage: Eukaryota; Metazoa; Chordata; Actinopteri; Salmoniformes; Salmonidae. The record is from RefSeq and is a predicted model, not a curated record. The coding region runs from base 197 to 1843 and encodes 548 amino acids.
AGCCGAGUCAGAGCGGAGACCAGAGAGAGAGAGAGGAGCCAAACACUCAGGAGAAGGAGGACGUCUAAGAAGCUGGCAAUCUACAUUUUACAUUUUAGUCAUUUAGCAGACGCUCUUAUCCAGAGCGACUUACAGUUAGUGAGUGCAUACAUUUUUCAUACUCUAGCACAAAGAAACGAGAAGUCUGACAAAAGGAAUGAACAUAACAAGUAAGAAUCACAGAGAGGUGGAGAAACUCCAGUUAACGUCUCCACACAACGUCAAGGUGGAGAAAUCAGACAAGAAAAGUUCCAAAUACUGGGAGGGGGAGCUUCCAAAGCAAACUACAAAGGAAAAGCCAAGGUCGUCUAGUAUGGCUGGGCAAGUAUCCAAGAGCUCAGCACAGCGACUCAGCCGAGACCUGACCUGUUCUAUCUGCCUGGAUCUCUUCAAGCAUCCUGUCUCCCUGCCCUGCGACCACACCUUCUGCCAGGCAUGUAUCGCUGGCUACUGGACGGGCCCCAGAGGCCAGGUCCAGGGGGGGUCCGGAUCCUGUCCCCAGUGCAGGAAGGCGUUCCCUGGCCAGAGCUACCGGCCCAACCGCAUCGUGGCUAACAUAGUGGAGAGCUACUGCCAGGGCAUGGAAGAGAGUGAGGGACUGCUGGGGGACGUGGGGGUACCAGAGAGGAGCCCUGCCCCUGCUCCUGCCCCACGCUGUGGCCGGCACCGAGAGGAGCUGAAGCUCUACUGUGAGGAGGACCAAGAGCUUUUGUGUCUGGUGUGUGGACUCUCUCAGGAGCACCGGAACCACACCAUGGUGUGUGUGCAAGAGGCACAGCAGAGAUACAGGGCGUCUCUCAACAGUUCCAUGGACUCUCUGAAAGGGGAGCUGAACACGGCCCUGCAAUGUGAGAGAGAGACUGAGGACGAGGUCAAGAAGCUCAAGGAGCACACGGCAGACCUGAAGCAGCGCAUCGAGGCCCUGUUCAGCGACCUGCACCAGUUCCUGUACCAGGAAGAGAAGCUGCUUCAGGUGAAGCUGAAGACAGAGGAGCGCAGGGAGCUGAUCAGGCUGGACGAACACAAGGCCCUGCUCUGUGUGGAGGUCUGCCGUCUGCAGAGGGCCCUGAAUGAGAUCGAGGACAAGCUGAGAGAGCAGGACACCUUUACAUUGCUGCGGAAUAUCAAGACCCUGCUCCAGAGGCCGUCACCCAAGUUUGAGAAGCCUACUCUCACGGCUCCCAGUCUGUGUGAGGGUCGGUUCGCAGGGCCCCUGCAGUACCGAGUGUGGAAAUCACUGAAAGGAAGCAUCUACCCAGUUCCGGCCGCCAUCACCUUCAACUCGAGCACGGCCAACCCCUGGCUUAGCCUGACCUCCUCCCUCACCUGUGUCCGCUACCAGACCUUCAACCACUCUGUCCAGGACAACCCCAACCGCUUCAAUGCUGCAUUGUCCCUGUUGGGCAGUCAGGGCUUCACUCAUGGCCGCCACUAUUGGGAGAUCGAGGUCUACAGCAGCACUGUGUGGACCGUGGGUGUGGCUAGAGAGACUGUAUCGAGGAAGGGAGUAAUCAAUGCCUUGCCAGCCAAUGGCUUCUGGACCCUGUCCCUGUCCUAUGGAAUACAGUACAUGGCCUGUACAUCGCCCCCUACUGUGCUGUCACUGGAGGAGCCUCUGGCUAGGAUAGGGGUAUAUCUGGAUUAUAAGAGGGGUCUGGUGUCUUUCUACAAUGCAGAGAGCAUGACACAUCUCUAUACAUUCUGUGAAACCUUCACAGAGACGUUGUAUCCCUACUUCAAUCUGGGAUUCCUGGAUAAAGUGCAUGAGAAUGAGCCCCUCAAAGUCUUCCUUCCCAAAAUCUGACAGCCGCGGCACGUAUCUAUACCCCGCAAAGAGUCGAGCCUUACACUGGUGUGGUGCUAAAAUGCCCUCAAAAUAUAACUGUCAGAUAAUAAGAUACGUAAAAAAACAACUGACACAAAAUACUACGGUCAUAUUGUUUUGAGAUGUUAGAAAGAGUAAGUAGUACAUUUUAAAACUGUCAUCUUGAUGUGGGCCAGAGCUUCACCAUCAAGGUUUGUUAAAUGUUUUUGUUAUCAUUCUUAUGUAUGCGCAAUAACCUUUUGCAGUAUUACAGCGUAAAUUGUACCUGACUGCCGUAAACGGAAUGAUGAAUACAAAAUUGCCUUAUCGUGUACAAUGUACAGCAGUUCAGUAUUUUGAGACAAAAAUGCGCCAACAAUUUGAAUAAGUAAUUUUCAAUGCAUAAUCAUAAUGUAUUUAUGAAUUUUGGAUAUCAUCAGAAUUUCAAACGUACACCUCACGAUACCGUUCAAAAUAAAUAACAAUUCGUUUUGUGUCUGUGUUGAAAUAGAACCUGUUAUUUGAUCUGCACAGUCUCAGCAGAAACAGUAACAGGCAUAAACACACUUCUGCAUGGUGGAUUUGUGCAUAUCAGAGCACAGGAAAGAGGAAACUCACUAAGAGGUCAUUUGAAGAGAGUUUUCUGUGUGGUUGUGUCACUCUUUCUUCCUGUGAUCCAUUUGGCUUAGCCUACAGUACAUUGAACCGAGCUGAGUUAUGAGUCAAAAUGGAUGGACCAUUUCCUAGAAAUCCCUGAUAAACCUCUCUAUCAGCAUCCAGGAGCGGUAACGGAGAUGGGUUGGUAACACGGUCCGCAGAACAUCACAAGACAUUCAUAAAAUGGAAGCCUGCAACGCAGCAGAGGUUCUAACACAACAACUGGUG